Molecule: messenger RNA, 357 nt
Organism: Cyclocybe aegerita
Lineage: Eukaryota; Fungi; Basidiomycota; Agaricomycetes; Agaricales; Hemipholiotaceae
Source: the annotation of a GenBank genome assembly
AUGCCCGUCCGCAUUCGCAUGGCAAUGCACGGCCAGGCCCACAAGAAGCUCUUCCACAUCGUCGCUAUUAACAGCAAGCUCCGUCGUAACGCAAAACCUGCAGAACUCCUGGGUAUCUACGACCCCCAUGCCUUUGACGAACGGAACCCUCGCGUCGUGAGGUGGAGCGUCGACAGGAUUCGAUACUGGCUCAGUGUGGGCGCUGUUCCCAGUAAAUCCGUCUCCAGACUGCUAGAGCUGGGAGGUAUUCUUGCAAAGGACUCCCCGUUCUCUUCUUCGAUCAGACCACAACACCCUGUCCUCAAGAUCAGAGAGCCUAAAACACCCAAGACACCUACACCGCCAGCAUCGUCAUGA